CAUGAGUCGGUAAAAGUAAAUAGUGAAGAUAACGUGUGAAAUGUGUUUAAUCAGACUGUCAGCUUGAAUAACUUUAUUUUAGUCAAGUCUUUUUUCGAAAUGAUCGCCCACUUGGAGUGCGACAACUGAGCAGAGCAUGGCGCUGACACCAGAGCUAGAGCUGGAGCUUGAUGAGGGCGUGGGCGUGGGAUUGAGCGUGACGCCGUCUAGCCUUGUCACAGCUUUGGCGGUGGUUAGCCUGGAUGAUGUGGAUGUGCCAGAGAAGAAACCACACUUCUUGGACUACGAUGCAGCGCCACCACCUGAAUACGAAGAGCCGGGCUAUGGCUACAGCGUAGCAGCAGGCGAGCAGCUAAAGAUGGACAAGAAGUAUGAGCGAGAUGGCGAGAUAAGCGACUAUGAGCUGGCCGCCUGUGGUUAUACCAAAAAGGAGUUCACCCAGGAUGAUAAUACGUUGCAUUUCAAUAGCAACAGUCAAGCUGGUGGUGGAAAUGUAAAGCCUAUCAAGCAUUUUCUGGAUGAGAAUCCCAUACCGCCGGACUACAUGUUGGCGCAGGAGCUGCGCGAGCAUCGCAGCCUCGAUCGCAACUUUGAGCGGCAGUCGGCGCAGCAGCAGCAGCUGGCAGAGCGUCAGACACUAGCGUCGUCAGCGUCGACAACUUCAUCAGCGGCAUCGACGCGCAGUUCGCGCUGCAAGGAACCUUCGUAUACAUUGUCGCGUUUCUUGGACACAGAUAUGCCGGCGCCGCCGCCAUUGGCGCCACGUAGCGCCUGGACCAGCACGGGCCAGCAGCUGGACGCCAGCUUGGGCGCCAAGGUGGAGUGCGUCUACUCCCUGCUGUCCAUGCUGGGCCAGAACGAUGCGCUGGAAAUGUCGAAAAAGUUUCUUGAGCUCUCUGGGAAUGCGCAGAGCUGCGCCACACUGCGACGCUCCGGUUGCAUGCCACUGCUGGUGCAGAUGAUGCAUGCCUCCGACAAUGAGCCAGAGGUGCGAAGAUGUGCUAGUCAAGCCCUGCACAAUGUGGUGCACAGUCAUCCGGACGAAAAGGCAGGCAGACGUGAGGCCAAAGUGCUGCGGCUACUUGAUCAGAUCAUAGACUAUGGAAACUUCUUGAAGACGCUGCUGCAGAGCGGCGGCGAAGCCAUCGCAGAUGACUCCGAACGACAUCCGCUGGCGGCCAUCAGCUCGCUCAUGAAGGUGAGCUUCGAUGAGGAGCAUCGUCAGGCCAUGUGCCAGCUGGGCGCCCUGCAGGUCAUACCCAAUCUGGUGCAAUUGGAUCAUGCAGUGCAUGGACCCAAGCCAGAGGAUCAAUGUUGCAACAGCCUGCGGCGUUAUGCGCUGAUGGCUUUGACCAAUCUGACCUUUGGCGAUGAGCAGAACAAGGCAUUGCUCUGCGGACAGAAGCAGUUCAUGGAGGCGCUGGUGGCGCAGCUGGACAUUACUGCCGCGGAUGAUCUGCUGCAAGUGACCGCCAGUGUCCUGCGCAAUCUCAGCUGGCGUGCGGAUGCGCAUAUGAAGACGGUGUUGAAUGAAAUUGGCACUGUCGGCGCCCUGGCCAAGGCGGCCAUGCGCAAUAAGAGCGAGAACACGCUCAAGGCAAUACUCUCCGCCCUGUGGAAUCUCUCGGCGCACUGCAGCACCAACAAGGCCGAGUUCUGCGCUGUGCCCGGCGCUCUGGGCUUCCUCGUGGGCAUGUUGAGCUACGAGGGGCCCAGCAAGACCCUGAAGAUCAUCGAAAAUGCCGGCGGCAUCUUACGCAAUGUCUCCUCCCACAUUGCCGUGCAUGAACCCUAUCGAGCGAUUCUGCGGCAGCACAACUGUUUGGCCAUUCUGCUGCAGCAGCUCAAGUCCGAGAGCCUCACUGUGGUCAGCAAUGCCUGCGGCACCUUGUGGAACUUGUCGGCGCGCUGUGCGCAGGAUCAGAAGUUCUUGUGGGACAAUGGCGCGGUGCCCAUGUUGCGCUCGCUGAUACACUCCAAGCAUGCCAUGAUUAGUGAGGGCAGCUCUUCGGCUCUGAAGAACUUGCUCAACUUUCGUCCUGCCCUGCAGCAGGCACAUCCGCUGGACGCCACUGCGCGUUCCAUGGGCUUGAAGCAGCUGCCCACGCUGCAGGCGCGCAAGCAGAAGGCCUUGCAACAGGAGCUGGGCAGCGAUAAGCUGCGUCUGAAGAGCGAGAGUCGUGACUCGGUUUACUCUGCCAAGUCGGAUACGGUCUAUGAGCACUUGCAGCGUCAGACCCAGGAGGCGGAGGAGCAGCCCAUUGACUAUGCUGCCAAGUAUAGUGAGGGCGGCAAGGCAAAGGUUGCAGCAGCUGUGGCUGCGACAACUGGCAGCACAUAUCAGGAGACCGACUUGGAUCAGCCUACGGAUUUUAGUCUGCGCUAUGCCGAAGCUGCCAAGACCAGCGAUGCCAGCACAGCUCCAGAGAUUUUGCUGCUAAUCGAGGACAGCGUCAAGUGUUAUCAGACUGAGGAUACGCCCUAUGUUAUUUCAAAUGCGGCGUCUAUCACGGAUUUGCGCCAGGUGACAGCCAAGACGGAACCGGAGCAGACCCCCAAGCUGGAGUCGCCCACUAAACCCAAUUCCGCCUUGGAAACACCUUUGAUGUUUUCACGCCGCAGCUCCAUGGACUCGCUGGAUGUGGAUGUGGCCAAUUGCGAUGAGGACAAGAGCUCUGUGGUCAGCGAUUUCAGUCGCUUGGCCAGCGGUGUCAUUUCACCCUCGGAGCUGCCGGAUUCGCCCACGCAAUCUAUGCCGCAGUCACCGCGACGCAUCAGCGCUCCCAGCUCCAAGCCGCUGCGCAGCGUCUUCACCGAUGAACUGAGCAGUUUCCAUGUGGAGCACACUCCGGCCCAGUUUUCCAAUUGCACCAGUUUGAGCAAUCUGAGCAUUGUGGAUGAGCCAAAGCUGGAGGAGCAACAGUCGGAGCAUGCCAAGCCACCGGUACUGGAAGAGGAGACUACGCGUAGCUAUUGCACCGAGGAUACGCCUGCCUUGCGCUCCAAGCUGGGCAGCCAGAGUAACCUCUGCUCUGCUGCCGAAGACACCGAAGUCUCCUCAAAUGCUUCUGACGCAGGUGCGCAUCUGUUGCAGCAAUGCAUACGCGUGGGCAUGCAACAGCCUGCAGUCGCAGCCGCAGCCGCUGCCUCUGCAUCCGCCGCCGCCUCCAUUGCUGUAGAGGAUCCCAUUGCCAUGCUGCGUCGCGGCGGCAAUGUGCUGCCCGCCUAUUUGCCCGUCUGCGAUGAGAUGAGCAAAUAUCUGGUGGAGGAUAGUCCCUGCAAUUUCUCUGUCGUCUCGGGCUUGUCCAAUCUCACAGUGGGCUCUAGUCUGGUGGGCCCUGCGCUUCAGUUGCAGGACACCAAGGUCCCUGAGCACGCCGCUAAAGCAGUCGCUGCUCCGCCUGCGGAGGCUGCGGUCGCCGCUUGGCAGGAUGAUUCCUUGAGCUCCUUGUCUAUUGACUCUGAAGAUGAUACCAACCUGCUGAGUCAGGCAAUCGCUGCUGGUUGCAAUCGACCGAAGUCGAAUCUUGGCUACAGCUCCAAACGUUCCAGUUCGCUAAGCAAAUUGGAAAUGCCACUGGAGCCAAUGACGUCCAACCAGAGAGCAUCCACUGUGUUAGCAAGCGGCGCCGCUCGCAAGCAGCAGACGCAAACGCAACAGGAUUACUACAGCUCGGUGGACUCCAGUGACUCGAACGACAAUCAGUCCAAGUCGUUGUUUGAACUGUGCAUACUUAAUGGCAUGUACAAGAGCAAGGAGCCGACCAGGCAAGGAUUGCAGCAGCAUAAGGAGCAACAACAAUUUGAUUCGCUGCCUGUGCAGCUGCCGGCGCAGUCUGUCGGCAAGCGGCAGCGCAGUCAUCACCACCACCAUCAUCAUCAUCAGCAGCAGCAGCAGCAUCCACACCAAAGGGAACGUGAGCGCAAGGAUGAGAAAUUGUUGCAGGAGUGCAUCAAUACGGGAAUCACAAAGAAGCUUAACCAAGCCGUGCCAAAAAACGGGCCAGCUACGUCUGCAGCUGCAUUGGAACAGUCUCACCCAAUGGCAGCUACUACAUCAGCCGGCAACAGUGCCAGCAGCACAGCAGCUCCAGACGUAGAGCCCAAGAGCCACCAACAACAACAACAACCACAGGAACAGCAACAGCAACAGGAGCUGUUUCCUCUCAACGACGCCAAAGACAUCGACGUCGCAGCAGUCGACGAAAGUCCAGCUCCAAGUCGCGUGAGCACUCCGACUCUGAGCGAUAUUGGGUCUAAGGAUAGUCAAUCAAGUGAUGAGUCAAAUCAAAGUUUUAUACUGCAGCUAGACGCAGUGCAGCAGCAGCAAUCCCAGCAAGCCUCAAGCCAGACAGAUAAGCAUAAGGAUCCAGAUCUAAUGCUUAAGUCUGUAGAGCGUCUAACCCUGGAAUUUGUUACGUCCGCGGAGCAGCUGCGAACCAAUUCCAACUCACACUCCCAGUCCCACUCCCACUCCCAUUGUCAGUCCAAUACCAACCACACCUGGACGGAGCAUAGCUGCCCCAAUGAUGUUAGCUUUCCCAGCGUGAGCCAAUCUCCGCCUAUCCUCGCCGAGCUUAGCGUGGAUGAUGAUGUGACCGAGGCGGACUAUUCAGAGAUGACUGCCACGCCCACUCAGCGCAGCAGUCUGAACUUUGAACUGGGUGGCGCUGUGCGCAGCAGCGAGCAGGCAGCGGCACGUCCACUCUUAUUUAAUGGCACCAGCGCCUCCAUUCUGAGUCAAUCCACUCUGAUAGCUUACGAAGCGCAGGUGCUGGCGGAGCAGCUGGAGCAGGAGCAACACGAUGAACCCCUGACUUUUAGCAUUAACAAUAGCUUGGAUUUGGAUCAGGUGCGUCCGCCCUCGGGCAUGGAGUCGCUAAACUCUGCCUGCAAUACGCAGCCCAGUUCCCUGCGUCUGCCCAGCAAGUCACCGAGAUUUGCGCGCAAGGCGCUGCCGGCCGCACUACUGGCGCGGAGAGCUUUGGGACAGCUGGCGGGCAGCGCCGAAAGCAUUAACUCCAGCUGCAAUCUGCUGGACAACAUUAAGCCGCCAUCGUUAAUGGACGAGCUGCUGGACUCCAUGCUGAGUGUGGAGAGCAUACAAUCGGAGCUGGCUGACGGCAGUCUGGCCACAACUAUAUCAGUGUCCAACUAUGAGACGGCUGCCUGCGAGGACAACACAUUGCUGCAGAGCUGCCAGGAUGAGGAGGACUUUGAGGAGGAUGCCACUAUGAAUGAGGACUUUAGCUCCGCCGAGUCCACACCCAAGCAGAGCAGCACACCCUCGCCUGGCGGCAGACGCACCUUGACGCCCCGAGAGAAGCGUCGCCUGGCCAAGGAGCGCUACAAGACUUAUACCAUCAGCAGCAAUGAAACACUUCAGCUGGAGCUGGUAGCAACAGAGCAGGAGUUACCGCUGGACAUGCCCACAACGCCACGACAGAAUCGCAGGCGCGGCAGCGCGGAGCGAUACAAGACGCAGUUGAUCGAGUGUCCACGUGAGCUGCUGCAGCAAGACAUGCGCGCCAUGAUGCAGCAGUUUACCUACAUAUCGGAUAUAGAUAUUGGCCAGCCAGAGCAACUGCAGCAAGCAGUGCAAGAGCCGGUGACUGAAGCUCGCCAAGCGACGCCGCCGCCGCCGCCGACACCGCCGUCGCCAGCUAAACUUCCCGAAGCUGCAGUCAAAGUGGUGCGUGGACGCAAGAAGCCAGCCUAUGUCUCACCCUACAGCAUGCAGAGUCAGCGCAGUAGCAGUGCCGCCGCCGCCGCUGCCUCAGCAGCGAACAAACAGAAAACGCUGUCGCCCACUAUAGCCAAGCGCAGUGUGUUAACCGCACAACGUUUGCCCCUUAAGAAGAAGCCAGCAGCGCAGUCAAAGCCAGCAGCGCCGUCAGCGCCAGCACCAGCCCCACGUUUGGAGCGUCAGGGCACGUUUGUGAAGGAUGAGCCCACAAACAGCAAUGUCCAAGUGCCCAUUGUAGAGGCAAUUAGUCCCACAAAGGCAACGCCCACAAGCAAGUUGCCCACCAAACGCACAACUGCAGUCAAGAGCGCCAACGCCUCUCCCAAGCGCUCGCUGCCGCCACAACAACAACAACGCGCUAAUACAAGCAUACGUAUCGCUAGCGCCAAAGCCGCUGCCGCGUCGCGAGUUGCAGCGCAGUCAGCACGCGUGUCGGCGACGACGCCGCCGUCGCGCAGUAAUUCAAACUUAAGCGGCGGCAGCGCUGCUGCUAAAAUAAAUCAAGCUCAAAGUCGCAUCGCCAACAUCUGGAAGCGCGUAGACGAGGUCAAGGGCAAAUCAAAGACAACGCCUAACGUAACGGCAAGUAAGAGUAGUAAAGUCAAUGCCAAGCCCAAGCCUUUGGCAAAUAAAACAAACUCAACGCAGGCUCUAAAUGCAGCGCCAGCGCCGCUGCUGCGCAGCUCUACAUUUGAUAAUACUCCGCCAGUGGGCAUAUCCAAGUCCAAGCUACCCAUGCGCAAAUAAAGGAACACACACACACACACACAUUAAUACGCAGUCAGCGCUAGCCAAAUCUAUAUAAACUUAGCUUAUAUACAACUAUACAGUUAGUUACUUAUAUAACAAAUUUUUAUAUAUGUAUCAACAAACUCCAUUUACGUAGUCGUAAUUUUUCCUUUGGCUUCCUUUGAAAAACCAAACCAAAUAUUAUUUUUGUCACAAGAAAUGUUUAAAGAAUUUUUAUUUAUUAUUUUAAUGCUAUAAUCCUUGAUAUUAGCAACUCUUAGUCACUGGCUUCUUAAGUAUUCUGAGCUGAGUUACAACAAAGAUUAUAAUAUUAUAUAAUUAUAAAGUGUAUUCAAUUUUA
Drosophila busckii is the source of this 6836-nucleotide messenger RNA. RefSeq names its product adenomatous polyposis coli protein. NCBI's taxonomy places the organism in Eukaryota, Metazoa, Arthropoda, Insecta, Diptera, Drosophilidae. Gene Ontology annotation, biological process: pattern specification process; negative regulation of microtubule depolymerization; cell migration. The transcript is spliced from 5 exons. Bases 137 to 6493 code for a protein of 2118 amino acids. Gene Ontology annotation, molecular function: gamma-catenin binding; microtubule binding; beta-catenin binding. The record is from RefSeq and is a predicted model, not a curated record. Gene Ontology annotation, cellular component: beta-catenin destruction complex; catenin complex; cytoplasmic microtubule.